Messenger RNA from Paramacrobiotus metropolitanus, 1209 nucleotides. Its product is annotated as cytochrome b-c1 complex subunit Rieske, mitochondrial-like. The transcript has 5 exons. Lineage: Eukaryota; Metazoa; Tardigrada; Eutardigrada; Parachela; Macrobiotidae. Gene Ontology annotation, cellular component: membrane. Gene Ontology annotation, biological process: mitochondrial electron transport, ubiquinol to cytochrome c. Gene Ontology annotation, molecular function: 2 iron, 2 sulfur cluster binding; quinol-cytochrome-c reductase activity. The coding region runs from base 136 to 993 and encodes 285 amino acids. The record is from RefSeq and is a predicted model, not a curated record.
UGUCGAGUAGCAAUCGGGACGGGAGCUACGGGGCAUCAUUUUUUACAUUUUAAGGGGGUUUGUCCGUUUGUUCGUUAGCAGAAGCGGCUUUUUUUGUUCCAGUAUUUUAGUUUAGCUAAUCGUAAAUAUCGCAAAAUGAUAACUGCAAUUUCAAGAAGUGUAGUCCCUUGUCUGAACACAGCACGUCCUGUUAUCCCUGCGAAUGUUAAUAUAGCAACUACGUAUGUGGCCAACCAUCAUGUGCGUCCUCUUUCUCAAGAAAUCAUCGAAGAAGAUCACGGAGAAGUGAAAUCGCUUCCUCCUCCUGAUAAACUUACAGCGCAGUCGAUGUUCGCUGUGUUGCCUAAAAGAUGCCACCAAGCAGCGACUGUCUCCUUGAACGCGCCGAUGCAAGUUCGAUAUGCCCAUACCGAUAUUCGGAUUCCCGAUAUGACGUACUACCGAAGACCGUCUGUGAAGGAUCCUGCUGUGCGAUCGAGCGCUUCGGAGGGCGAUCGAAAAGCGUUCAGCUAUAUGAUGACUGCUGCUAUUGGAGUUGGAGCGACAUAUGUGGCGAAAAGUCUUGUACACAAAUUUGUCGGCAGUAUGAGCCCUUCCGCGGAUGUUCUGGCUUUGGCUAAAGUGGAAGUUAAUUUAGCGGAUAUUCCAGAAGGCAAACAUCAGACCAUUCAGUGGCGCGGCAAGCCUCUCUUUAUAUGGCACCGAACGCCUGAUAUCAUUGAACAGGCUCAGAAUGUUGAUGUGGGCAGUCUUCGUGAUCCACAGCCAGAUUCCGCACGUGUGAAAGAUCCAGCUUGGUUGAUUGUCAUUGGAGUGUGCACACAUUUAGGUUGUGUGCCCAUCGCCAACGCUGGAGAGUUUGGAGGGUACUAUUGCCCUUGUCAUGGUUCCCACUACGACUCCAGCGCGCGUAUUCGUAAAGGGCCGGCCCCGCUUAAUCUGGAAGUUCCGCCUUACGAGUUCACUAAUUCUGGAACCGUAGUAGUUGGAUAACAAAUGCAAGGAUUUAACACUGGAUUAAUAUAUCCGAAUUUAUGUGUUCGACUUGAAGACGGACUUGUAGAUGCUUUCUUUUCGCCUAUAUAAUUUAUGAAGCUGGGAAACAUGCUGUAAAGAGAUAUGCUGGUGUGUUAUGCGCAUUCUGCGAAUUGUCAUCGCUAAAUUGACUUAAAACUCCCAGUCAGUGAAUAAAAAUCUUUUAAUAUGAAA